Molecule: messenger RNA, 933 nt
Organism: Spodoptera littoralis (African cotton leafworm)
Lineage: Eukaryota; Metazoa; Arthropoda; Insecta; Lepidoptera; Noctuidae
Source: the annotation of a GenBank genome assembly
AUGUCUAGUAAACCUAAUUCUAAGCGUACUAUUUACGUUGGAGGGCUGGCAGAAGAGGUAGACGAGAAGGUAUUGAAUGCGGCGUUCGUACCGUUCGGAGAUUUAGUAGACGUUCAAAUACCUUUAGAUUAUGAGACUGAAAAGCAUAGGGGCUUUGCAUUUAUCGAAUUUGAGAAUGCAGAAGAUGCUGCCGCGGCUAUAGACAAUAUGAAUGACUCAGAACUCUUUGGUCGAACGAUCAGAGUGAACAUAGCAGCUCCACAGCGUAUCAAAGAAGGUUCUACUCGACCGGUGUGGUCUGAAGACUCAUGGUUGCAGAAAUAUGCUGGUGAAACAUUACCAGUGUCCAAAGACAAUAAUAAAGAUAAAGAAAAUAAAGAGGAGGGAACUAAAGAGAAUACAGAGAAUUCUAAUGCACCGUCAAAACCGAUGGAGAAGCGUAACCCACAAGUGUACUUUGAUAUAAGUGUGGGCAAGCAAUCUUUGGGCAGAAUUAUCAUGAUGCUCAGAGCAGACAUAGUGCCGAAGACUGCGGAGAAUUUUCGAGCUCUGUGCACGCAUGAGAAAGGUUUCGGGUACCAGGGGAGCAGUUUUCACAGGAUUAUUCCCGAUUUUAUGUGUCAAGGCGGCGACUUUACGAAUCAUAAUGGGACGGGCGGGAAGUCAAUAUACGGGAGGAAGUUUGACGAUGAAAACUUUACAUUACGCCACACAGGACCCGGUAUACUGAGUAUGGCGAAUUCAGGACCUAAUAGCAAUGGAUCACAGUUCUUUUUAUGUACUACAAAAACGGACUGGCUGGACGGCAAACACGUGGUGUUUGGUCAUGUGAUAUCAGGAUUGGACGUAGUUAAGAAAAUGGAGAAAUAUGGCAAUAAGACUGGGGCAGUAUCCAGCAAGAUCACCAUCAGUAACUGUGGGGAAUUACAAUGA